GCGGUCACACUGAAGCGAAAGGAAAACAAAAGCAAAAGCAAAUCAAAAGGCGCACGCGGCAAAAUGUAAAAACUUGCUUAUUGGUUUAUUUUUAACGGUUGCCGUCAUCACAGUCGCAUUUUAGCCGAUUGCUCGCGCGUUCCGUUUGCGUGUGUUAAUUAAAUUUAUUUCAGCCAUUUGCCAAUUGCUGCGUAUAUUCGGUAGUAAUUAACUGCGAGCCUACAAAAAUCCAUACACAAAACGCGCCUGCAGUCGGCCGCACAAUUUCGUACAGUUGAGACGCAGAGACGCGCGGUUUUUUCGAUUUUAUUUGGGGAUUUUCCACUGCAACCGCGAUGGUUUUGACGAAUUUCGAGUGCUGGGCACAUGGCGAUCCUCCGUCAGCCGCCAGUUUCGAAACGGGAACACUGCGUCCUUCGAUGGAUCCGUUUAACCCACGUGCCGUCAAUUUCAUGACCGAUGCAAAUAAUAACAACAACAAUAACAAUGAGAUGCAGUCAAUGCCGGAAGUCCUGCCCCUGGAAGUCCUGCGUUGCAAGAAGCGCAUGAAUCCUGGUCGAGUUCCCGGUGAGGAUGUAGAUGUGGACCAACCGGUGUACACCAAAAGGUGCCGCUACGAUGAAGCCGAUUUGGCCGCCCAGUAUUGCAAUGAUUUCUUUUCACUGCCUGCCACUCAAGUAAUUGGAACACAGGCCUGUUUGAUGGAUUACGAGAUGCAGGCCACCGGCGGCAUGAUGAUGGAAUCAGAGACGAGUUUUCCAGCGCAGCAGCAACAUCAUCAGCAACAACAGCAGCAGCAACCACCGCAGCAGCAUCAACAUCAGCGGAUUCAUCAGCAUUAUCAAGAAUCCGCAGAGCAGCGAAUGCGACCACCGCAGCAAAAGUCAAGAAAAUGUAUAGAACCUUUUGAGAAAAUCAGAAUAAAAUCCAUAGGCAGCGAAGCCGAGGCGGACUUGUAUAUAGCCACACAUGGCGGUUGUCUGCAUCACUUCCGCAAGCUCAGCGGAUCGGAGCAAGAGGAGUCUGAUAUCUGACCAAUAGCCCAUAAUGCUAUAUAGCCUCCAACUAACUCCAAACGAGCAUUGUAAAUCCUAACCUAAGUAGUAAUAUAAGCUGUCGCAAUUCGCAACUUGAAGGUGCUUAGUAUUAGUACUCGAAAUCUAAUAAACCAAAAGCUUACAUUGCGAAGCUCAAUUCA
Drosophila ficusphila is the source of this 1198-nucleotide messenger RNA. Its product is annotated as probable serine/threonine-protein kinase DDB_G0271682. Bases 336 to 1034 code for a protein of 232 amino acids. NCBI's taxonomy places the organism in Eukaryota, Metazoa, Arthropoda, Insecta, Diptera, Drosophilidae. The transcript has 3 exons. The record is from RefSeq and is a predicted model, not a curated record.